AUGACCGACACGAGCAUACGAAAAAACAAGAAGAAAAAAUCCAAAGAAACUCAAGAGAAAAAACCAGAUCUAUGUGUCGAAGUCGAACGUGCUCUUUCGAAAAUAGUCGAUGUGCCAAUGCCCUGUCGUGACUCCAUUGAACAUGUGCUAGCACAUUUCAAUGGCGAUAUUGCACAAUCGACUGGAGCGUUCAAAGAUGGAGACGCAGCCAAUAUAUUGGAAUCGUGGUAUCGAAAGACUACGAAAGAGCCAAAAAGAACGUGA
This is a messenger RNA of Didymodactylos carnosus, 264 nucleotides long. Lineage: Eukaryota; Metazoa; Rotifera; Eurotatoria; Philodinida; Philodinidae. The record is from the annotation of a GenBank genome assembly.